AUGAAUUGUGGAUCUGGUCAAUGUAUAUUAACCAACAAUCCCACUUUACCAUAUUAUUGUCGUUGUUUAAAUGGUACAAAUACCAUCUUCCCAUGUCCACCAGAAAAUCCAUGCGCAAGAAAUCCUUGUGGAAGUGGCACUUGUGAUUUGGUUCCCAGUCUGGCGAAAGGCUAUUUAUGUAGAUGUGCUGGUUUUUCAGCCACAAGAAGUGUAUGUAGCUCGAAUCCAUGUUAUAAUGGAGCAUGUGUAGAUAAUUUCGGUGGAUUUGUCUGCAAUUGUCUUCCAAAUUGGACGGGAAAAAUGUGUGAUACUGCCGGAGGAUGUAAUCAAAUCUCGUGUAUGAACGGUGGCACAUGUUAUGAAAAUUCUCCUGGUGUAUCAGUGUUCGCUUAUUGUUUAUGCCAGACUGGUUAUACUGGAAAAUUGUGUGAAACAGAAUAUUUUCGAUGCAGAUCAAAUGGAAGAUUUGCUGAUGGUUAUAACUGUGCGCAUGGAAAAUAUUUCGAAUGUAUUCAAUACCUUCAAGCCCCAAAUUCCAAUGGUAUUUUAUUGAGUCGAAGUUGUCCAGCUAGUCUACGAUAUAAUUUUAUGAUAGGUCGAUGUGAUUAUGCUCAAAAUGUUCAAUGUUUAUUGGCAUAA
Molecule: messenger RNA, 639 nt
Organism: Didymodactylos carnosus
Lineage: Eukaryota; Metazoa; Rotifera; Eurotatoria; Philodinida; Philodinidae
Source: the annotation of a GenBank genome assembly